CUGCUACUGUAUGUGGAAAGAGAAAGUAAAAAGUACUGAUGUUGUAAAACAAAGCCAAGGAAAAUUCUAGGUUUUAGCACACCUGCCUGCCUCCCUUAGUCAUAUCUCACAAUCCGCCCUGUGUGUGAGGAAGUAACUGAAAGACAGAAAGAAGACAGAAAGCAACAAUAUGAAGAGAUAUGACCCGGGAGACUCCACUCUCAAAUUUGUCAACAGACAGGAUGAUUUAGAUCCCCUGGAUGAUGACCUUGUGUCUCUAAGGGCGGAGAUGUCCUGUGGUCACGCAGUCACCCCACAGUCCCUGACUGGAUGGUGCCGCAGCCUACUGGACCAGGGUCAGUACAAGUUCAUGUGUCCUGCACUUAAGAAUGGCACUUUGCAAAAGUGUGAUGCUGAGUGGUCUUACCAGGAGGUACGUAGACUGGCUGCGCUCACCAUCGAAGAGAUGCAGCACUUUGAGAAGACCAUGGCCGCCUUGGCUGCUGCCAUAUACUGUGAAUACAAAUCAUGCCCUGCCUGCAAAACCUUUGUAGAGAGACAGGAACUCUCCAACCUCAGUGUCCUCUGCACAGUGUGCACUGCAGACAAAGGUCAGAGGUAUGAGUUCUGCUGGCAGUGCCUGAAGCAGUGGAAAGGUCCCGCGCCACACUCUGACCACUGUGACAACGAUGGCUGUAUCAACCAGGACCUGGAACUGCUGAAGAACUGCAAAACCACGUCUCUCCCUCAGGUGGCAGGUGUCACCAACUGCCCCUCCAUUCGCGCCUGUCCCACCUGUGGCCAACGGGUGGAACACGACAAGACUGGUUGUAAGAAUAUUCUCUGUCCAAGGUGCAAUAAAGAGUUCUGCUUUGUGUGCCUUAAGCUCACGGAGGAGUGCUUGGAGACCAGCUCAUAUUUCAUAGCCUGCUCUGCUGGUGUUGCCCCAAGGCAGACCUCUAUACCCACCUGGAAUAGAAACUAAGAGAAGAGAUAACUAUCAUACCAGUCACGGUAGAACGCAUACUGUAGAGUUACUGUAGACUGUUUAUAUUAUGUCAAACACAAUGCUUUUUGCACAAUGCACAACUUGGUUUUCCUGUAUUUUCUUUGUCUAUUGAUGAUAACUUCCCCAUAAUUGUACACAGAAAAUGUCAUGUUUCAAUGUUUUUUUUCUUCACCUCAUUAUUAUAAUUUGGCUUCUAUGCUUCUUUAUUAACCCAUUUAUGUCCUUAUACAAUAUCAAAAUGCGCCACAGAAAAAUUAUGUUUGAUGUAAACGCAUGACAUUUGGUGUCAUCAUAGUUAGCACAAGAGUGUAGACAGGCCACAUUGAAAUUUUAAGAGUGUCAUUAUCUAUCAUACUUUCAGUGUCAAUCAAAGUUGGAAAAUCAUUCAAAUGACUUCGACAUAUGUCAUUUGAAAUACAUUUCAUUAUGAAAUUCUUUAAAAACAUAUAGUAUUGUUAUUUGACAUGUUCUAAGCUCAAACAUGCAAAAUAUAUGAUUAAACUCAUAGUCGUUUGUGAACUACAGAUGUUUCUGUAUCAUAAUAAAUCUAGUCUUUGGACACAUA
Molecule: messenger RNA, 1553 nt
Organism: Salmo salar (Atlantic salmon)
Lineage: Eukaryota; Metazoa; Chordata; Actinopteri; Salmoniformes; Salmonidae
Product: putative E3 ubiquitin-protein ligase RNF144A-A
Source: RefSeq, a predicted model, not a curated record